AUGGCAGCCGUAAACUAUUGCGUGUCAGUGACCUCCUCAGCCACACCCAUACGCCAGGACUCAAAUACUUCAUCAACAACUCCACCACUAUUACCACCAAAUCGAAGACCGACCAAGAUAAUCUUGCCUAACAAGAAGCCCCUGAAAUGGUCUACAGGUGUGGCACCAGGCGAUUAUGGUGGCCCACCGACCACGUCGAAGCUGAGGAAGUACUGGGGUGGGGAAGAAGAAGACCCUCUCUCCUCUGAUGACUUCAUUUGGAACAAAGACUUCAUGGGGAGAAUGAAGAGACUAAUUCAGGAGAGCAAUGGCUCUUUAGACCCUCAAAUCUCUCCAGUUGAGGAAGAGCCUUCUGGGUUCCUUAGCUUAAAUAGAGUCCUGAGCCUUGACAGUUUGGAAGUUGACUUAAGCAAAGAGCUGACAUCGCCUUCAAAACCUGAAAUAGGACAUGAAGUCGAGGAAUCUCAAGCUAGUGCCACCAUGUUACGAAGAUGGAGACCGGCACCAACACGACGGGAGCAAGAGAAGUGGGAUAGAGCAACUAAGGCCGCAACUGGUGGCAGUGAUGUAAUGUUUCGUGAAAUGAGGUGGCCCAAAGGGGACCCUAAAGUAUUGGCUGCCCAGUCAAGAGAGCAGUAUUUUAAGUUGAAGAAGAAGUUGAAGGUCCUCACUCUGGGUAUAGGUGGUGUGGGUUUGCUCUCAGCCUAUGUUUCUUAUUCUCCAGAAAUAUCAGUGAGCUACGGUGUUGGGCUGAUCGGUUCUUUGGUGUACAUGCGUAUGCUUGGGAGCAGCAUCGAUUCGAUGGCAGAUGGAGCCAAAGGGCUUAUCAAGCAUGCAUAUGACCAUUACUAUACAUCUCAUUGUGACUUCCAUGGGGGUUUAUGA
Messenger RNA from Ilex paraguariensis (yerba mate), 885 nucleotides. The record is from the annotation of a GenBank genome assembly. Lineage: Eukaryota; Viridiplantae; Streptophyta; Magnoliopsida; Aquifoliales; Aquifoliaceae.